ACGCCGCUGCUUGGGGUUUCAGAAGGAGUAAUGCGAGAUGACACGGUGGAAGGAAGAGAAAAUGGUUACUUGCCGGGAUCGAACCUGGGACCUUCCGAGAAGGAACACUAUAACAGGCUGCUCACCGAGUGGGACGUGGAGAACUUCCUCGAUGGUGUUUCCGCCGGAGGGAUGAAAGAAAAUUCGACCACGGUGGUAACUAGUGCGCAACCGAUGGAUCUGGCCAGUGAUGACAGGACGUCCUCUGGUGGUCAUAGUGAUAAUAAGAGUGCCGCUAUGCGAGGUCCGCCUUCUACUGAGACUUGUGGAAGGAAUGAGGAGAAGAUGGAGGAGGAUAUCUUGAAGUCGGCAGUUCACGCCCCUGAAGAUGCUUCCCCACGCGCUGCUAUUGUAGCGAAUAGUGCAGGCAAGAGCCUUUUGGGAGAUGGAACCGCCUUGACUCGAGAUAUGCCAAGGAGCGUUUCGGGUGGUAGUGGAACGGUGCCUCGGGCAACUACUCCUGGUGAGUUGUCUGUACGGAAGUACACAUGUCGCUUCGAUAUUGGCAUCGAGAACGACAAGGAAUUCCAGGUGGCGAGGCGAAUCAUCGGUCAAAAAGGCGCGAACAUGAAGAGAAUAGUCAGCAUGUCGAAUGCAAAACUGCGCUUGAGAGGACGGGGUUCGGGGUAUCUUGAGGGAGCUGCUCGUGUCGAGUCACCAGACCCUCUUCACCUCUGCAUAAGUUGUCUCACUAAAGAAGGUUACGAAAAGGCCGUGGCAGAAAGCGCAAAUUUAUUAGAGAAAAUUUACUCGGAUUGGAGAGAAUUUAAUAUCAGAAAACAUCGUGGGAACCCGGGAUAUCUCAAACUCCACAUGAAGGAGCAGUUCUUGUUCAGCGGGAAAGGAGCUGAUGGUCCCCAAAGAAGUUGUUGGUCGAGGAAUACAGAUAAACUCACGAGCGCAUCUGCUGGUAGAAGAGUUCACAGCAAGUUACGAUCAUAACUCCUUUUGCAGGCUGCAGGCACCUGCACUAUAUAGUCGAUCAAUCGACAACUGCUACGUUUGCUAUGGAAGGAUGCUCUUGUAUGUACACUCGUUGUGAUUAUGUUGUCCAUGCGUGCAGAUUCAUUGUGUCAUCUGUCUCCUCUUCUUGAAUGCUGCGUGAUGAUGCUAGAAUGAGUGCAUUUUCCCUCUCGUACUGAUAUUCAUUUCUGUGUUUGUUACUUUACUUUUAAGCUUCCU
Molecule: messenger RNA, 1221 nt
Organism: Perkinsus marinus ATCC 50983
Lineage: Eukaryota; Perkinsozoa; Perkinsida; Perkinsidae
Exons: 9
Coding region: 31-981 (316 amino acids)
Cellular component (GO): nucleus
Molecular function (GO): RNA binding
Source: RefSeq, a predicted model, not a curated record